This is a messenger RNA of Dunckerocampus dactyliophorus (ringed pipefish), 3572 nucleotides long. It is a transcript of the gene slc22a6l, whose product is annotated as solute carrier family 22 member 6, like. The transcript is spliced from 11 exons. Gene Ontology annotation, molecular function: transmembrane transporter activity. Lineage: Eukaryota; Metazoa; Chordata; Actinopteri; Syngnathiformes; Syngnathidae. The record is from RefSeq and is a predicted model, not a curated record. Gene Ontology annotation, biological process: transmembrane transport. The coding region runs from base 456 to 2138 and encodes 560 amino acids. Gene Ontology annotation, cellular component: membrane.
AAGGUGCAGUGUCUGCCCACUUUUGCCGCUGGACCUCUCUUUGAGACUUUGCUCCUAAAUUGCAAAGGCUCUGCAUUAUACCUCAGUGUUAAGUGAGUGAGCUGCUAAUACCUCGUGCAGCCGCCUCCAUAGCAUUUUCAAUAAUCCAAAGUUCAGGGGGAAAAAUUCAAGAGCAGAUUAUUUGCAUGAACAUGCAGCAGCAACUUUACCUACUUCCUUUUGACUGUUUUGGCCUUUUCAACUAUUUUACUUGACUGGAUGUUGCUGUGAGUGGUCUGAAGGAAAGGCGUUGGACACUGAGACAGCGUUCCUCUCUAUUUCUGCAGGUGCUCUGGGGAAUGUUCAUCAGUGCCAACAACAUAACGAGGAAUGCUGCUGGAUCUUAACAACUAGACCUCCUGGUGCAACUUGUGGAGCCCUGUAAAAGUAGAAUUGAUUAAUUAUUUUUUUUUUAAAUGGGGUUCGGUGACCUCCUGGAGCAGGUGGGCAGCACGGGCCGCUUCCAGAUCCUGCAUGUGACCCUGCUAUGUAUUCCGGUGCUGCUGAUGGCCAGUCACAACCUGCUACAGAACUUUGUGGCAGCCGUGCCUCCUCACUACUGCAGUGCGCACACAAACCUCUCUCAAUACCAGCUCAGCCCACAGGAAGUGCUGACAAUCACAGUGCCGCUGGACCAAGCGGGCAAGCAUCAGCGUUGUCGACGCUACGUUGCUCCACAGUGGCACCUUCUGGGCAGGAACGGCACCUUAAAAUCACAGGAGCAGGAAGAAUUUGAUGCUGACGUUGGCUUGCAGGGAUGUACUGAUGGAUGGUCCUAUAACAUGACAGAGAUGAGCUCCACUAUCAUAACUGAGUGGGAUUUGGUAUGUGAUCUGCGCUCUUUGAAGCAAAUGGGCCAAACCAUCUACAUGGGUGGUGUUCUUGUGGGAGCCAUUUUCUUGGGAAGUCCUGCAGACAAAUUUGGCCGCCGCAUCCUGCUGCUUAUUUCUCACCUGCUGAUGGCGGUGUCUGGGACGUGUGCUGCUUUCUCCACAUCCUUCCCCAUCUUCUGCCUGUGCCGCUUUGGUUGCGGAAUGGCUCUGUCGGGCCUGGGUCUCAACACCUUCUCACUCAUUGUGGAGUGGAUCCCCACCCGUGUGCGGACUGCAGUGGGGACUCUCACAGGUUACUGUUACACGUUGGGACAGUUAAUCCUGGCGCUCGUUGCUUACUUUGUUCGGGACUGGAGGUGGUUGACCUUGGCUGUGUCUUCGCCCUUCUACGUCUUCUUCAUCUAUGCAUGGUGGUUUCAUGAAUCUUCAAGAUGGCUGGUCAUCAGCAACAAGUAUGACCAGGCCAUCAAGAACCUAAAAAGUGUGGCAAAAAUGAACGGACGUCACGAAGAAGGAGACAAAAUUGACAUUCAAAUGCUGCAGGAGUCAAUGAAGAAAGAGAUGUCAUGCUCACAGGGAACCUACACAGUCUUGGAUCUGUUCCGCACUCCCACCAUGAGGAAGAUGACAGUCUGCCUCAGUGCUGUCUGGCUGUCAACAAGCUUUGCCUACUAUGGGCUAUCUAUGGAUCUCCAGAAAUUUGGGGUGGAUAUCUACUUAAUCCAAGUGAUCUUUGGCGCCGUGGACUUUCCUGCCAAGGUUGUCAUAACCGUGUCCAUGAGUUUUAUAGGACGACGUCCAUCCCAAAGUGGUGCAUUAAUCAUUGCAGGAGUCACCAUAUUGGCCAACCUGCUGGUACCUUAUGACCAACAGAUGGUGCGCACCUCUCUGGCUGUGGUUGGCAAAGGCUGCCUCGCUGCUUCCUUCAAUUGCUGUUACCUUUACGCUGGAGAGCUCUUCCCCACCAUAAUUCGCCAGAAUGGAAUGGGCUGGGUGUCAAUGACGGCCCGCGUCGGAGCGAUGGUGGCCCCCAUGGUGCUUCUGAGUGGCGACUACACACCUUGGUUGCCCGGUUUGAUUUACGGAGGAGCUCCCAUCAUUAGUGGCGUGGCUGCCAUAUUCCUUCCAGAGACGCUCGGAUCGCCACUUCCUGACACGAUACAAGACGUGGAGGACAGGGGUUCCGGGAGAAGCUGCGAAACAUCACCAAAGGAAGCAGUCAUUCUGCAAGACACCCAGGAAAAUCUCCUGAAGCAAGUUGCCUGAAGGCAUCAUGAUGUUGUAUACUGGAUUAGAUUGCAUGUUAAUGGAAUUCUUGUUUUACUGCUGUGAUAAAUAGAGGUGUGGCAAAGCCCCCUUUCUGAUUCCUUGUUUCUUUGCAUGUUUGUCACACUAAAUGUUUCAGAUCAUCAAACUAAUUGCAGUUUUUAAAUGAAACUUUUUAUUAUUAAAAGGAGAAAAAAAAUCCAAACCAACAUGGCCCUGUGUGAAAAAGUGAUUGUCCCCUAAACCUAAUAACUGGUCGGGCCACCCUUAGCAGCAACAACUGCAAUCCUGCGUUUGCAAUUAGACUUGCAAUUAGUACUCUUACAGCGCUGUGGAGGAAUUCUGGGCUGCUCAUCUUUGCAGAAUUGUUGUAAUUCAGCCACAUUGGGGAGUUUACCAGCAUGAAGCGCCUUUUUAAGGUCAUGCCACAGCAUCUCGAUAGGAUUCAAGUCAGGACUUUGACGAGGCCACUCCAAAGUCUUCAUUUUGUUCUUCUUCAGCCAUUCAGAGGUGGAAUUGCUGGUUUGUUUUGGAUCAUUGUCCUGCUGCAGAACCCAAGUUGGUUUCAACUUGAAGUCUUGAACAGGUGGGUGGACAUUCUCCUUCAGGAUUUUUUGGCAGGCAGCAGAAUUCAUGGUUCCAUUUAUAACAGCAAGUCUUCCAGGUCUUGAAGAAGCAAAACAGCCCCAGACCAUCACACUACCACCACCAUAUUUUACUGUUGGUAUGAUGUUCUUUCUGAAAUGCAGCGUUACUUUCACGGCAGAUGUAAUGGGACACACACACCUUCCAAAAAUGUUUUUCUCAUCAGACCUCAGGGUAUUUUCCCAAAGGUCUUUGGGAUCAUCAAGAUGUUUUCUGGCAAAAUGUUUUCGCCAGUUGUGGUAAAUGGCUCUCACUGUGGUUCGCUGGAGUCCCACAAUCUUAGAAAUUUCUUUAUAACCUUUUCUAGACUGAUAGACUCAAUUAAUCUCAGUUACGUUUUAACGGGGGGGACAAUUGCUUUUUCACACAAGGCCAUGUAGAUUUUUUUCUUCCUUAAUAAUAAAAAGUUUCAUUUAAAAACUGCAUUUUAUGUUCAAUUGUGUUGUCAUUGACUAAUAUUCAAAUUAGUUUGAUGAUCUGAAACAUUUAAGUGUGACAAACAUGCAAAAAACUAAGAACUCAAGAAGGGGCAAACACUUUCACAUCCCUGUAAAUAAGAGUUUCUUUUCCUGAGUCACAGCUGGAACAUUGAAACUAUGAUGCUAGUUUUAGAAAGGUCAACACGAUGAAGACAAUCAAUGUUGUUAUGGACUCACAAUGUUUUGUAUUUAAAAAAAAAAAAAAAUCAAAAGGAAGUUCUUUAUACCAUAAAAUACUCCUGCAGCCUAAAUGUCUAUGGUCUCUUGAACGAUUAACAUUUUGGUUGUACAUUGGUAAAGCUCACUCCCU